CUGAAGAGAUUUUUUUCUUACUCUUUGUGUCAUUCCAUGGAUAAUGCCAAGAAGUUUCUUUUGCUGCUUGCGCAUGCCACUCAUGGUGAAGAAUGGCUCAUAUCUCGAGAAAACUUGCAACUGACGUUUAUGCUUAAAGUAUCUGUAUUCAUCCGAUUUGUCGAUAUGAACAUGACUGCCAAGAAUCAAUUCAGCGUCCCGUGGAUUUUCAAAGAUAAACGUACCAUCAAUCUUUAAGUUAAAGAAUAAAUGAGCAUUCCCGAUCAAAGGAACAGUUGGAGGUCCACUAAUAGAGUCACCCAUUUUUCGCUCACGGCGCGUCAUCUGCCAAAAAUGUAUGCUGGUCAGAAUAACGACAAUUGAAAUGAGUGGAAAAAGCAAAGGUGACGUGAAAGUCAAGCCUUCUAUCAUCUUCUCCACUACCAUGCUAGGAUUCUUUUAUAUUUUGAAGGCAAAAUUAAAUGUAGAAACUUCACGUUCACUUGAUUCAAAGAAAUUCUUAUUUUUAUAAUCUUGCUGACACUUAUUUUAAUACUAAGUAUAGUAUUAUAUUGAUUGGGACUAUUUAUAGCAAUUCGUAAGGAAAUUGAAUAAAUCACAAAUGAUUUAAUUAUACAAAUUACUUGAGGUCAUUUUUAACAUAAUAAGGUGAGUCUGGUCAAUGUUUUAACAUUAAAAUUCC
Molecule: messenger RNA, 682 nt
Organism: Clunio marinus
Lineage: Eukaryota; Metazoa; Arthropoda; Insecta; Diptera; Chironomidae
Source: the annotation of a GenBank genome assembly